Molecule: messenger RNA, 8809 nt
Organism: Gorilla gorilla gorilla (western lowland gorilla)
Lineage: Eukaryota; Metazoa; Chordata; Mammalia; Primates; Hominidae
Gene: DDI2
Product: DNA damage inducible 1 homolog 2
Exons: 9
Coding region: 230-3301 (1023 amino acids)
Biological process (GO): proteolysis
Molecular function (GO): protein binding; aspartic-type endopeptidase activity
Source: RefSeq, a predicted model, not a curated record
GUGGGAGGCAGGCCGGCAGGCAGACGGACUCGCAGGCGGGUGGCGGCGGCCGUGCUUGCUAGUGAGGGCGGGAGGGAGUGACUCACUGAGCGUGUGUGAGGGAGGGAGCGAGCGAGCGAACGAGCAGCCGGCGCCGUCCUCCCGCAGCACCAGCCAGGCCACGCCGCCGCCUCUUCCCCUGCGCCCCGCGCCCAGGCCGGGCCGAGCCGAGCCGGGUCGGGCCCGGGCCAUGCUGCUCACCGUGUACUGUGUGCGGAGGGACCUCUCCGAGGUGACCUUUUCCCUCCAGGUCGACGCCGACUUCGAGCUGCACAACUUCCGCGCGCUGUGCGAGCUCGAGUCUGGCAUCCCCGCAGCCGAGAGCCAGAUCGUCUAUGCGGAAAGACCUCUCACAGACAACCACAGAUCAUUGGCUUCUUAUGGCUUGAAAGAUGGGGACGUUGUGAUUUUACGACAGAAGGAGAAUGCAGACCCUCGACCUCCAGUGCAGUUCCCAAACUUACCCCGAAUAGAUUUCAGUAGUAUAGCUGUGCCUGGCACAUCAAGUCCCCGGCAGCGCCAGCCACCAGGAACACAGCAGUCCCACUCAUCUCCUGGAGAAAUAACUUCAUCUCCUCAGGGCUUGGACAAUCCAGCCUUGCUCCGAGAUAUGUUACUGGCCAACCCGCAUGAGCUGUCCUUGCUGAAGGAACGCAAUCCACCCCUGGCAGAAGCUCUGCUCAGUGGAGACCUUGAGAAAUUUUCUAGAGUCCUGGUGGAGCAGCAGCAGGACCGAGCCCGGAGAGAGCAAGAAAGGAUUCGUCUGUUUUCUGCUGAUCCCUUUGACCUUGAAGCUCAGGCAAAGAUAGAAGAAGAUAUAAGGCAACAGAACAUUGAGGAAAACAUGACAAUAGCUAUGGAAGAGGCUCCGGAAAGUUUUGGCCAAGUAGUGAUGCUUUAUAUUAACUGCAAAGUGAAUGGACAUCCUGUGAAAGCCUUUGUUGACUCAGGUGCCCAGAUGACUAUUAUGAGCCAAGCUUGUGCAGAAAGGUGUAAUAUAAUGAGACUGGUGGACCGUCGGUGGGCAGGGAUUGCCAAAGGAGUGGGCACCCAGAAGAUUAUUGGAAGGGUACAUCUAGCUCAGGUUCAGAUUGAAGGAGAUUUUUUGCCAUGUUCCUUCUCUAUACUUGAGGAACAGCCCAUGGACAUGCUUCUGGGACUGGACAUGCUUAAACGGCACCAGUGUUCCAUUGACCUGAAGAAAAAUGUACUCGUGAUCGGCACCACAGGCUCCCAGACCACCUUUCUUCCUGAGGGAGAGCUACCAGAGUGUGCCCGGUUGGCAUAUGGGGCUGGAAGAGAGGAUGUACGGCCAGAGGAGAUUGCAGACCAAGAAUUAGCAGAAGCCCUUCAAAAAUCAGCAGAGGAUGCAGAGAAAAGUGGUAAAGAAUCUACCUCACUGGGAAUGUCAUCAUUACCAACUUCAGAUGGGUUUAACCAUCCCGCCCGUUCUUCAGGACAGAGUCCUGAUGUUGGUAAUCCUAUGAGUCUUGCUCACUCUGUCUCUGCUUCAGUCUGCCCUAUCAAGCCUAGUGACUCAGAUCGCAUUGAACCUAAAGCUGUGAAGGCUUUGAAGGCUUCAGCUGAAUUCCAGCUAAACUCUGAAAAGAAAGAACAUCUUUCUUUACAAGAUCUUUCUGAUCGUGCUUCCUCAGCAGACCAUGCUCCAACAGACCAGAGUCCAGCUAUGCCUAUGCAGAAUUCAUCCGAAGAAAUAACUGUUGCAGGUAAUCUGGAGAAAUCUGCUGAAAGAAGCACCCAGGGCCUCAAAUUUCAUCUCCAUACAAGACAGGAAGCUAGUUUAUCUGUCACAUCUACUAGGAUGCAUGAACCACGGAUGUUUCUAGGUGAAAAGGAUUGGCAUCCAGAAAAUCAGAACCUGAGUCAAGUGAGUGACCCUCAUCAGCACGAAGAACCAGGGAAUGAACAGUAUGAGGUUGCACAACAAAAAGCUUCACAUGACCAAGAAUAUCUUUGUAACAUAGGGGACCUUGAGCUUCCUGAAGAAAGGCAACAGAAUCAACACAAAAUUGUUGAUUUGGAAGCUACGAUGAAAGGAAAUGGUCUCCCACAGAAUGUGGAUCCUCCAAGUGCGAAGAAAAGUAUUCCAUCUUCAGAAUGCAGUGGCUGCUCAAAUUCAGAAACAUUUAUGGAAAUCGAUAUAGCUCAACAGUCCCUAGUUACUUUGCUUAAUUCAACAGGCAGGCAGAAUGCCAAUGUCGAGAACAUUGGUGCAUUGGAUCUCACUUUAGAUAAUCCCUUGAUGGAAGUAGAAACAUCAAAAUGUAACCCUUCAUCUGAAAUUUUGAAUGAUUCCAUUUCCACUCAGGAUUUACAGCCCCCAGAAACUAAUGUUGAAAUACCUGGAACAAAUAAAGAAUAUGGCCAUUACUCCUCCUCUCCAAGUCUCUGUGGCAGUUGUCAGCCCUCUGUGGAGUCAGCAGAAGAAUCUUGCCCAUCUAUAACGGCAGCCUUGAAAGAACUUCAUGAACUUUUGGUUGUUAGCAGUAAACCAGCUUCAGAAAAUACAUCUGAAGAAGUAAUCUGUCAAUCAGAAACCAUAGCUGAGGGCCAAACCAGUAUUAAAGACCUUUCUGAAAGAUGGACCCAAAAUGAGCAUCUUACCCAGAAUGAACAGUGUCCACAAGUCUCCUUUCAUCAGGCCAUAUCUGUAUCAGUGGAGACAGAAAAAUUAACAGUUACUUCAUCUGACACUGGAAGAGAAGCUGUAGAAAAUGUAAACUUCAGGAGUCUAGGUGAUGGCCUGUCAACCGAUAAGGAAGGUGUCCCCAAAUCUAGGGAAUCCAUAAACAAGAACAGUUCUGUCACUGUAACCUCAGCUAAAACAUCCAAUCAGUUACACUGCACCUUAGGUGUAGAAAUUUCACCCAAACUUUUAGCAGGUGAGGAGGAUGCACUCAAUCAGACUUCUGAGCAAACUAAGUCUUUGUCAUCCAAUUUCAUAUUGGUUAAAGACUUAGGUCAGGGCAUACAGAAUUCAGUAACAGACAGGCCUGAAACCAGAGAAAAUGUCUGUCCUGAUGCUUCGAGGCCGUUACUUGAAUAUGAACCACCUACCAGCCAUCCAUCAUCAAGUCCUGCCAUUCUUCCACCAUUGAUUUUUCCUGCCACAGAUAUUGACCGGAUUCUCCGUGCUGGCUUUACUUUGCAGGAAGCUCUUGGAGCUUUGCAUCGAGUUGGUGGGAAUGCAGACCUUGCACUUCUUGUUUUGCUCGCAAAAAACAUCGUAGUUCCUACAUGACUAUGGGAAAGUGGGCUAGACCGUUCUCCAUUCCCUUUAAACAAAAGAAAGCUCUCUCUAUAUACACGCACACAUACACACUCACCACAUAUACAGUAUAUAUAGAAACCUGCAAGCAGAAUGUUGAGCCAGAUUUUUUUUAAAGAUUUUUUUCGGCCAAAGUAAUUUAUGAUCUUUUGUCUGAUGAAUUUGUCCAUCCUACUUGUUAAAAUUUAGGCCUUUUUAAAUGUAUUGGCAGUAUGUGCAUACAGAAGCUUUUUAUUCUCAUUAAGAUGUAUCCUGGAAUAAAAUGGAUGGUUUUGUGUGUAGCAUACUGUUUUAGAAUGAGAGUAAAUGCUUUGAAAAGCAGAAGCCAUGAGAAAUCCCACUACCCAUCCAGCUAAAAACAGAUGAACUCUCCACACUGUGACUGUGUGUCUGUGCUGAUGGCAAGGUAUGGUUUGCUGGCUCAGUUGUCAAUUUAGAAACUUUUGACCACAUAGUUUGGUGUUUGGAAUUCUACCCAGUGCUCUGUGUAUCAUGAUUCAUUAAUUAUAACAGGAAAUUGGAGAAUAAUUGAAUAUCUUAUCGUAGAGUGGUAUGUUUUUAUUUGUGUGCUUAGGAUUUGACAUUUUAAUAGGGCGAGCAGGAGGGUUUAAAUCUUGGGCUACUUUGUGCAUCGCAGGCUGCUGCAUGGAUUGCCAUGAAUCCUUAUUACAUUGGAUGGGAUAUUGUCGGGGAGUUACAAUGCAAGUGAAACAUGGUGCUACCCAGAUUUUUAAAAGAACAGAACAACCAUAAUUCCAUUUGCAGAUGUCAAGAACUGUGAGGGAAAAAUAAUGGCCUAAACACUGGAAUUUGCUAGAGUUUGGGUUUGCUAGCAUCUCACUGAUAACACCUCAACCCUUAAUGACUAAUGGUGGACUUAAGUUCAAGAAUGGAUUGAUUGCCAGCAGCUUAUUUCCUUUCUAGACUCUUCUGCCAGGAAGUUCUUCAAACGCUCAGUGUGAGCUGUGAUCUGAGUGAAAUACUAAGUGUGAUAACCUUGUCACUGGUUAAUCGUGGUGCUUGGAACGGUCAGUCUACUUGGAGAGUGUCCUUUGUGGCAGUGGAAAUAGUAAUUACAGUUUCUGACUUAAGUGGCCUUGGUAGAGUUUUCCAUCCUUUUCUUUCCUCAGGAGUUUCUUUUUUAAGCAAAGUUCAUCUUAUUUGUGUUUACCAUGUCAAGUUAGAGUGGGGCAUAAUAUAUAGAUGUAUUUAUUGUGGCCUUUUUUUAUAUAAGGACUAGCCCUUGGAAAUCAUUGUCCUGUGGGCCCCACUGUGCAAUAAUCCUACUGGAUAGGUUUUAGAUAAUUCUUUCCUGGCAAACUGCUCUUUUGGGUACCUAGCAGGAAUCUGAAGUCUUGGUUUUAUUGAAAAUAAUUUUGAGAUUCAUAAUUUCUGAUUCUAGAUUAUAGUUUGUAACAUGUUUGAAACAGAAGCUUCGAAAGAGUGAUUUCUCAACUUAGUGUUAAAUGAUUUUGUCUGAAGUCUGACUCUUUGUAAGCUUGUUUGUUUCAUCAAAUUUUAAGUCAUUGAGCACAAUCAAAAUGGAGGCUCAUAUCUCAGGAGUUUUUGAAAUUUUAAUUUAGGGGCACUUAGAGACAUUUUUUUCUACCCCAUCCAACUUCUUUCUUUCCUUUUGCUAUGAUGUUUGUAUGUAUGUUAUAAGACUUUAGUGACGGGAUGGCGUGUCACGUAGAUUCAUCAUGAUCCUUUAUGUAGUUAGGAAAUGGUUGACAGAAGGAGUUGUAGUUUACCGCUUUUCAGAGGGCGCUAAGAACAACAGGUCAGCCAGGUUGUCUUUAAGAUGUUCUUUUAGACAGCUGCACAUUGUAGACCCUUUCACCUGCCCUACACCAAAGAUGUACGAUGCACUAGGAAACUGCUCAUAGGAUUUCUGUCAACUGACUUAAAGCUGUGAUUGUAAUUAAAUAGUUGGUGCUAUGAUUGAUGCAAAAUCUAGUAGCAAUGCAAUGGGACCCUGUAUUUGCUUUAUGGGUGGUGGUUUGGGAAUGUAUUCUAAGCUUAUAAAUCUUUGGAACCAUGGGGUGGGAAGGGUGGGGGAACUUACUGAUGACAAUAGACUCCCUCCUAAAGGGCCUUCCGUGUAAGCAGAACGAACCUUGGCACACAAUUCAGUGUGGAGAUUUGGGAAACAGUUCCAAGUGGAACAUAUAAUAUCAGUCGGGAAAAGAUUUCAUUAGGAUAGCUUUUUGUGUAUGUAUAUGUGUAUUUAUUUUUAGGAAUAGAUCUAUAGUUGUACACGAAUUCCCGUUAGGAAUACUCUGAAUGAGCUUAACCCACUUGCCAAAUAUCCUUGUCCCUUCCAUCAUUUUAUUUUUGAGAUGGGGUCUUGCAGUGUUGCCCAGGCUGGACUCAAACUCUGGGGCUUAGUCAUCCUUCUGAGUAGCUGGGACUGCAUAAAGGCCAAAGUAUAAUUGCUUUUGAUUUUUAAAAUCUUCUUGCCCAUCAUUUUUAUAAAAAUUAAGCUGUUUGUCCAACAUGGUGAAACCUCGUCUCUACUAAAAAUACAAAAAAUUAGCUGGGCAUGGUGGCACACGCCUGUAAUCCCAGCUACUUGGGAGACUGAGGCAGGAGAAUUGCUGGAACCUGGGAGAUGGGGGUUGCAGUGAGCCUAGAUCGCGCCACUGCACUCCAGUGUGGGCGGCAGAGCGAGACUCUGUCUCACUCCCCCCCAAAAAAAAAGCUAUUGACACUGUUAAUAUUUUGGAUGACUUAAAUGUAGCAGCUCUAGAAUGCAAAGGGUAUAUUAAGGAGCAUUACAAUAGUGAACCUUCAUUGUCAGCUUUUAUUCAAUUAAGAGCUCCAGAAAUGCAGAAAUUAUGGGUUAACUUCUAAGAAUACCAUCAAAUCCUUGUGAAUUCUCGUUGCCAACAGUAAUAACCAGUAAUGGGCACCUUUACCGGACAGCUCCUUUACCAUAACCAGUAGUGGGCAGUUCUGCGGUCAGCACUUAACUACAAGGGCGGUCUCUGUUUCUUCACCAGAGAGAGAUUUUCCUGUGUAAUUUGUGCCAUUUCCCUGAAGUUGGUUCUUGAGCGGAAAGAUGUGCUUGGUAACCAGACAGCAGCUUUACAUAGGUUAUAGAUUUUGCUCAUUGAUGCUGUUGAGAAUUAUUUCCACUCAUACCUGUUCAGGGCUCCAGACAGCCAAUAGCCUUCAUCCCACAGUUUGGGCUUCAGCUAUUAACACAUAAAGAUAACUAGUUGCAGCUGGGCGCGGUGGCUCACGCCUGUAAUCCCAGAACUUUGGGAGGCCAAGGUGGGUGGAUCACCUGAGGGCAGGAGUUUGAGACAGGCCUGGCCAACAUGGUGAAACUCCAUCUCUACUAAAAAUACAAAAAUUAGCCAGGCAUGGUGGCCCAUGCCUGUAAUUCUAGCUACUCGGGAGGCUGAGGCAGGAGAAUCACUUAAACCUGAGAGGCGGAGGUUGUGGUGAGCAGAGAUCAUGCCAUUGCACUCCAGCCUGGGCAACAAGAGCAAAACUCUGUCUCAAAAAAAAAAAAAAAAAAAAACCAGUUGCUUGGCAAAGGAAGCUGGAGAGACGGCGAGUGCAUGUGUUAAAACUCUUCUGCCUUGCAGCCCGUAUCUUCUAGAGCUCCCUGUCUUCAUAUGUACUAAGGGGAGACACAACCCUAUGUGUUUUUUCCCAAAGCAUGUCUCUAGCAAGAGGGUACACAGAAAUGGAAUAUGAGGCUUUUUGUCACUGAUUUUAUGAUAACCAGUUAAUGUGGAAUCUGCUGGUUGUCUUACUACAGCUUUCUAUCUCCGGUGAAAGCCAUAAAAAUUUAGGUUAACUUUUAAGCUCAUGUCUAUAUAUAUGUGUGUAAGCUAGCAUAUACAUAUGGUGAUUGACAAAUAUAGUUAAUUUUAUAUAGAUUUAAAAGCAAGCAAUUUUUAUAUCUACAGACGUACUCUUCACUUAUGGUGGCUUUUAUCCCGCCACAUAUAUAAAUAUAUAUAUAUAUAGCAAACAGCCUUGCAAAUCAUCAGCCAGAAAAGCUGCAGGGCGUUGCAAUGGCCUUUUCCUACCUGUUUGCCACCUGUGGUGAGGGUGAGCAGGAUGAUUGAACUGCUGCAUAUUUCAAACCUGUUAUCACUGGCAGUGUGUCCGAAGAGAAGCUGACCAGAUUAUGCAUUCUACUGUUCUCUAGCACAAGUACUCACCAAAAAGCCAAAUUUCCCCUUUGGAUUUGGUGACUUAGUGUAGUCUGUGGCUGACCUAGAAAGACACAGAGUUAUCAAGAGUUUCCCUUCCUAGAAGAUGAAUGUUACCUUUUGUGUUAGGAGGUAGAGAAAAUAAAAAUAGCUUUUUUUUUUCUAGAAUUGCUAAUUCCUCUUAACAACAAAUUAAAUUCAAAGCCUGUCCUUGAGAACUGGAAAUGUAAAAUCAUGGUUCAAGUUUUAUACCUUAGUGAUUCCUCAGUAGGUGUUACUAGGAGUUCACUGAAUGAACUUAGGAGUGAACCUUCGAUGUGCUUGAUUUUCUUUUGUGCCUUAGUUUCUCUGAAUAGCAGAGGCAUCAAAUUUUGGUGGGGAAUGAGAGGAGUAUUAGGGGAAAGUUUGAAAAUAGCUCUCCUGGAGAUGGAGGGCGCACAGAGUGGUCCUCAGGCUCACCUUGACUGAGUUGAUUCACAGUUACCCUGCAUCAGACCCGUUAGAGUUCUUUAGUGCUAUGAUUAUAAUAGGGAUUUUUGUGUCACCAAAAACAGUUUUUAGAUGAUUAUGUUCUUUGUUUUACUCUCAGUGUUGUGCUGGUUAAGGGAGAGAAAAGUUCAAGAAGAUCUUACAUAUUUGAAAGGAAACUGGUACUCUUGAAGGCUAUGCAGCAUGAGUCUUUGAACAAGAAUUCCUUGCUACUUUGAUUCAUUCAUCAAAUACUGAGUGCCUGUGUGCCAGGCACAGGUGAACUCUGGGGAUUCGGGGGUAACUAAAACAGAUUGGAACCCUGCCCUUGUGAAGCUUUCAGUCUAGAAGGGAGACGUGAAACAAAUUUUAGCUUCAAAAGCAACAUCUAUUUUUGCCUGUUAGCAUGCAUUUAUUUUAAAAGUCAUAUUAGAGUUACCUGGUUCCGCUUCAGAGCAGACUGGGAAAAUCAGGCUUACAAUGGAAUCAGAUGCUGUGGGCCUAAAACAGCUCUUUAAAAAUCUAUUUUUUUAGGCCAGGUGCGUUGGCUCACACCUGUAAUCCCAGCACUUUGGGAGGCCAAGGUGGGUGGAUAUGAGGUCAGGAGGUCGAGACCAGCCUGGCCAAUAUGAUGAAACCUUACCUCUACUAAAAAUAAAAAAUUAGCCGGGCAUGGUGGCACAUGCCUGUAGUCCCAGCUACUCGGGAAACUGAGGCAGAAGAAUCGCUUGAACCCGGGAGGUGGAGGUUGCAGUGAGCCAAGAUCACGCCACUGUACUCCAGCCUGGGCAAGAGUGAGACACCGUCUCAAAAAAAAAAAAAAAAAAAAAAAAUUUUUAAA